AUGUCGCCCUCAAGAGUCCACCCGGCGUCCCAGCCCGACUGGAACAACCUCGCCGUCCUCCACCGGAACACGCUUCCCCCGCGCGCCAACUUCUACAUCUACAACUCGGCGCAAGACGCGCUGACGUACGACGACACAAAAUCCCGAAUCCACUCUCUCUCCGGCACGUGGAAGUUCAACCCAGCCCAGAACCCCUUCGAAGCCCCAGAAGGCUUCCAAGAUCCCGCCUUCAGCACAGCAGAAUGGGCCGACAUCACCGUGCCCAGCAUGUGGCAGCUGAACGGCCACGGAAGGGGCCCGCACUACACCAACGUCAACUUCCCGAUCCCGGUGGACUCGCCCAACGUGCCGUUUGACGAGAACGAGACGGGGUUCUAUGUUAGCAAGUUCACCGUUCCCGAGGGUCUCAGGGAUUCGCAGCUCCGCCUCAGGUUUGAGGGUGUGGACGCCGCGUUCCAUGUCUGGGUGAAUGGCAGGGAGGUCGGGUAUCAUCAGGGGUCGCGGAAUCCGUCUGAGUUUGAUGUCACGGGUGUGGUUGAUACGACGGGUGAGAAUACCGUCGCUGUGAGGGUCUAUCAGUACUGCGAUGCGACGUACAUCGAGGAUCAGGAUCAAUGGAGGAUGAGCGGCAUCUACCGCGACGUGCGCCUCCUCUUCAUUCAGACCGCACUGGACAGCGAAUACGUAAACGCAGACCUCAAAGUCCGAGUCGACGUAGCAGGCACGGGGAAUCUGAAGGUCGAGCUUUACAACACGGCCAAGAGCACCAUCGUGGCCACCGCCACCAAGUCGGUCUCCGACGGCGCGACCGAGUUCUCACUCCCGAUCGAGAACCCGUCGAAAUGGAAGGCCGAAACGCCGACUCUGUACAACCUUGUAGUCUCUCUCGACGACUCUAGCUUCAUGUCUCAGCGAGUGGGCUUCCGCCACGUCGAGAUGAAGGACGGCCUCACCAAAGUGAACGGCCAGCGGAUCGUUCUCAAGGGCGCCAAUCGCCACGAGCACCACCCAAAAUUCGGACGGUCUGUCCCUUACGAAAUCAUGAAGCAGGAUCUGAUGAUCAUGAAAACGCAUAACAUCAACGCGAUCCGUACUUGUCAUCAGCCGAGCGAUGUGCGAUUAUACGAUCUUGCCGACGAGUUGGGUUUCUGGGUCAUGGACGAAGCUGACCUCGAAUGCCACGGUUUCGAGUCCAUCUGUGCGUAUCCCAUCGCUCAUCAUAAUACCCUCAUAAGCGACAAUCUAACUCCCAAGCAGGCGACGCCGCCCUCUCACCCGAGGAGAGAGCCCUCCCCCUUCCGCGAGCGCCAGCUGCUCACGCGCGCCGAGGCCGCCAAGUGGACGUCCGACAACCCGGACUGGACAGACACCUACGUCGACCGCGCCAUCGCCAUGGUGCGCCGCGACCAGCCGCACCCGUGCGUCAUCAUCUGGUCCCUGGGCAACGAGGCCUUCUUCGGCCGGAACCACGUGGCCAUGUACGAGUGGAUAAAGACGCACGACGACAGUAGGCCCGUGCAUUAG
Molecule: messenger RNA, 1524 nt
Organism: Anthostomella pinea
Lineage: Eukaryota; Fungi; Ascomycota; Sordariomycetes; Xylariales; Xylariaceae
Source: the annotation of a GenBank genome assembly